AUGAAGUUUGCUGCUGCUCUCCUCGCUCUUGUGGCUGUUGCCUUUGCCAUGCCGGCACCGACUGACGAGUCUACGGCUGCCGUGGCGGACGCAGAUCGCCGUCGUCGCUUGGAAAUCUCCUUUUGCCGCAUCGAAAACUUUCAAGACUGCGACAUCAUCGAGUCGGCCGAGCGUGAUGAGUGCAACAACGUCCCUGCUGCGCUCAACGACCGCAUCCGGUCCAUCAGCUUCCACGGUGCCGACCAGUGCACCUUUUACACGUACGUGGGAAAAUCAUCGCCCCCCAAUGCCAAUGGAAACCGGCAUGCUGACAAAAAGAGUGACGCCGGCUGCACGGGUCGCAGCUUCACGGAUUCCGGCUCGGUACCGGAGUUGCACAAGAGAUUCAAGGACCGCAUCAGCUCGUACCAGUGCAGCUAA
Molecule: messenger RNA, 420 nt
Organism: Sporothrix brasiliensis 5110
Lineage: Eukaryota; Fungi; Ascomycota; Sordariomycetes; Ophiostomatales; Ophiostomataceae
Exons: 2
Coding region: 1-420 (139 amino acids)
Source: RefSeq, a predicted model, not a curated record